ACUUUCUACGUAUAUUUAAAAUAUCUAUGUGUAUGUGUGCACUUGCAUUUUUUAAUUAAUUCAUAAAUUAGUUCUAUUCAUUUCAUGGAUUAUGUUUCGUUAUGCAGGAUGAGUUUGCUAGCUUGCCUGCUAUUGUUCCAAAAGGUCCCAUUGCCAUCUUUGGUUUGGGUGGUGGAACUACUGCUCGGCUAAUGCUUGACUUGUGGCCUUCAUUGCAACUUGAUGGCUGGGAGAUUGAUGGAAUUUUGAUCGAUAAAGCAAGAGAAUAUCUUGGGCUGUCAUAUCUUGAGAAACAUACUGUAGCUGGUGGCAUCCUUAAUGUUCAUAUCGGUGAUGCCCUUUCACAAUCAGUUAAUGUGUCUGAAGGAUAUGCUGGCAUUGUAAUUGACUUGUUUUCUGAAGGAAAAGUAUUGCCACAGUUGCAAGAGGUCAAUACUUGGUUAGAAUUGACUGAUAGAUUGAUGCCCAAGGGUUGUCUCAUGGUGAACUGCGGUGGCAUCAAUGAAGUAUCUGUUGUGACAGAUGGAGUGCCUCGUCCUGAGACUUCUUCAAUUGAUGGCCACUGAGUGCAAAAUUCUACUAUCCAGGCACUACUGAAAGCAUUUCCGGAACAAUUGAGCUGGAAGAGAAUGCCUAAAAGGGAUGGUGAAAAUUAUCUUGCACUAA
This is a messenger RNA of Juglans microcarpa x Juglans regia, 666 nucleotides long. RefSeq lists its product as uncharacterized. The transcript has 6 exons. Lineage: Eukaryota; Viridiplantae; Streptophyta; Magnoliopsida; Fagales; Juglandaceae. Bases 102 to 566 code for a protein of 154 amino acids. The record is from RefSeq and is a predicted model, not a curated record.